UGCAAGGCCGAUAUCACCUUCUUGCUCAACCCAUCCGGCCAGGUGGAUAGCACCGCGGAAACGCCGUGCUCGAGGCCCGACCACGCCGACCUCGAGUUGACAGGGACCUCCUCGCCACCAAUGUCGCUGUUCCGCAGCUUGUCGCCGGUCGCGAGAAGCCCCGACUCGGCUUUCACGCACCGGCAGACGCUGGUGGCACCGGACAUCGUGCCCCGCGAGAAGAAAAUGACCGACCUCCAAUGUUACGGAAGCGGCACGACGCGGCUGCCGAUGAUCUCCAUAGCUGCCUUGUGCGUCAGCAGUGACUCAAGCCCCAGCGGCAGCGUCGACGGCGAAGACGCUCAUCGUGUGCCGUCGGCAGUCACCGAGGCUGCAUCCCGUCCUCGCAAGACCCACACUCCCCCCUGCCAGAUCGAGGGCUGCAAGAACCUCUCCGUCUCCCGAGGCCUCUGCGUCCGUCAUGGCGGCGGCUCCAAGUGCACCGAGCCUGGCUGCAACACGCGCGCCAAGCUCUACCAGCGCUGCUUCCAGCACGGAGGCUACAAGAUGUGCACCGAGCCCGGCUGCACUAAGAAGGCCAAGCGCUACGGCCACUGCUGGUCGCACGGCGGCGGCCACAUCUGCGAGGCCCCCGAGUGCACGAAGGUGUCGACCCAGGGCGGAUUCUGUUGGGCCCACGGCGGCGGCAACCGCUGCAAGCACGAGGGCUGCAACCGUCGCUCGUAUCAGAAGUGCGACUACUUCUGCCUGCGCCAUGCGCCUCGCAGC
Molecule: messenger RNA, 768 nt
Organism: Phytophthora sojae
Lineage: Eukaryota; Oomycota; Peronosporomycetes; Peronosporales; Peronosporaceae
Exons: 2
Source: RefSeq, a predicted model, not a curated record